AUGCCUGAGAGCAAGAUUCCUCAACCCGGUCCUGCCAAACUCAAGCGCAAUGCUGGCCCUGACGAGUGGCUGGAGGCAGCAAAAGACUGCAAGUAUUUAUCGGAGCCACACAUGAAGCAGCUGUGUGAGAUUGUCAAGGAAUACAUGAUGGAGGAAUCAAAUAUCCAACCAGUGUCGACGCCUGUCACAGUCUGCGGUGACAUCCACGGCCAAUUCUACGAUCUCUUGGAACUGUUUCGAGUUUCUGGAGGCAUGCCAGAUGGUACAGAAUUGGAUCCCCCGAAGACCUCCCCCUCUGUAAUUACCUCCGCCGAUAUCGAACCCCCCUCAAGCAUCUCAGACCCUAAAAUUCGCAAGAAGCUUCGCGGUCCCAACGUGAACUCCAAUGACGAGCAGGAAGACUCGAGCUCGCGAAGCCAAUCGGCCAGCAACACAUCUACCGAGCUCCAGCUUAACCGCAAGUUUGUAUUUCUGGGUGACUACGUGGACCGUGGAUACUUUAGUCUGGAGACGUUAACGCUUUUACUCUGUCUCAAAGCAAAAUACCCUGAUCGAGUCACAUUGGUUCGUGGCAAUCACGAGUCGCGCCAAAUCACUCAGGUAUACGGUUUCUACGAAGAAUGCUUCCAAAAAUACGGCAGUGCUUCAGUAUGGAAGGCAUGCUGCCAAGUUUUUGAUUUCAUGACAUUGGGUGCCAUCAUUGACGGCAAGGUGCUGUGUGUUCAUGGCGGUCUCAGCCCUGAGAUACGCACAUUGGACCAAGUCCGGGUGGUAGCCCGCGCACAGGAGAUUCCCCACGAGGGUGCAUUCUGUGAUCUAGUAUGGUCUGACCCCGAUGAUGUGGAAACGUGGGCUGUCAGUCCCCGAGGAGCGGGUGAGAAUUAUUCGGGUCUCUUUUUUUGGGACAUAGAGCUGACAAUCUUGCCAGGAUGGUUAUUUGGAGACAGAGUAGCGGAUGAGUUCUGCCAUGUCAACGAUCUUUCAUUGAUCGCACGGGCUCAUCAGCUGGUCAACGAAGGCUAUAAAUACCACUUUAACAACCAAAAUGUCGUCACCGUGUGGAGUGCGCCAAAUUAUUGCUACCGAUGCGGAAACCUGGCCUCGGUCUGUGAAAUCGGAGAAGAUCUCAAACCUACCUUCAAGUUGUUUAGUGCAGUCAGCGAUGACCAGCGGCAUGUCCCAACUUCACGGCCAGGGCGCAGCGAGUACUUUUUGUAA
Molecule: messenger RNA, 1218 nt
Organism: Penicillium digitatum Pd1
Lineage: Eukaryota; Fungi; Ascomycota; Eurotiomycetes; Eurotiales; Aspergillaceae
Source: RefSeq, a predicted model, not a curated record